Molecule: messenger RNA, 787 nt
Organism: Prorocentrum cordatum
Lineage: Eukaryota; Dinophyceae; Prorocentrales; Prorocentraceae
Source: the annotation of a GenBank genome assembly
UGAGACCCCGGCGUCCACGUGUCUUCGGACCGGGCGUCGUCGCCCGGCUUGGGGCCCUCACAGAUCGGCCAUCGUCAAGAGGUGGCGCGGCAAGGAGCCAUCCAUGCCAGAGCGUUCCGGGGUGGGGGGCUUCUGGGGACGCCGUGCGGAGCAAGUCCGGGCUUCUGGGGACGCCGCGGACCGGAGCAAAUCCGGGCGCCGCACGUCCGGGGGCGUGUUCUGGCGGCGCAGGAAGGCGGAGGGGGCGGCCGCCGGGAGGGCCGCCGAGCCGUACAAGGUCGACUGGAGGACGCAGGAGAGGCGGCCCUUCCGCCGCGGCUUCAUCGGCUACGGGCCCUGCGGGGUGGCCCCCGCGGCCGCGGUGAAGAGGCGGAAGAAGCUCGGCAUCGACUCCGUGGAAGACCCGGCCGGGGAGGACGCCACCCCCCUGCCGCUGGAGUCCUUCGAGGCCGCGGGCGUUGUGCCGGGCUGGCUGCUGGAGGCCCUGCAGGAGGCGGACCGCUUCGAGCCCUCGCCGAUCGAGGCGCAGGCCUUGCCCAUCGUGCUCGCGGGCCAGAACCUCAUAGCCGUGGUGGCGGGAGGCGCCAGCAAGGAGGCGGCCGGCGGCACGGGCAGCGCCGCGUACCUGGUGCCCGCCGCCGUGCACGCCGAGGACCAGGCCGCGCUGGAGGAGGAGGACCCGGGGCCCAUCGUGCUGGUCCUGGCCGCGCAGGACCUGUGCGCCCGCAUCGCCGCGGAGGCCUCUGCGCCCCGCGCGCUGCCUGCGGCACGCCCUCCGGAGGAGGAG